Messenger RNA from Hymenoscyphus albidus, 1602 nucleotides. The record is from the annotation of a GenBank genome assembly. Lineage: Eukaryota; Fungi; Ascomycota; Leotiomycetes; Helotiales; Helotiaceae.
AUGGCAUUAGCCAUAUUGGCUUCUUGCGCAAUUGGUAUGAAUUGCAAUUUUCUUCUUUUUCUUGCUCUGAAACUAAAAUUAAUCGUAUACUAACAUUGUUAUUUUUGUCAGGCUCGAGUUAUGUCAUCACGAAAACGGUACGCAUUAGUUGCCUCUCCCCUAUACCUAUACAUCUCCGUAUGCGCUUCAGGACUUGAUAAAAUCGCAAAUAAAUGAUUGGUCGAGCUGUGUGAUGGAGAAUUGUGUUCUGAUAUAUCGUUGAAGUAGGGCCUCGCACAAGCAGCGCAGCACUAUGGCUUUACUGGCGAUGGCCAUGAAUAUCUGCGAAGUCCCAUGUGGUGGUGCGGAAUGCUCAUACGUAAGCAAGAAUACGAUCCCAGAAUUAGGUUCGACAAUUGCUGACACAACCCAGUUGUUUCAGGGGAGAUAAUGAAUACCAUAGCGUAUGCUUUUGCGCCGGCAAUUUUAGUCACUCCCUUGGGUGCUCUCAGUGUUUUGAUAGGGUAUAAGGAAUUGCAAUUUUUCUUGAGACUGUAGAUCGCUGACAAGUUAGCAGGACUGUAAUGGGCGCAUAUUUUCUGCAUGAAGAAGUUCGUACCUUGGGGAAGCUCGGUUGCGCAACAUGCCUUUUGGGCUCUAUCAUGCUCGUGUUGCAUGCUCCGCCAGACAAGGUAAGUCCUAUUUUCCUGAGGGAAAAGUUCUUUUGUCAAGUUAUAUGACUGAGGUGCUCUUCGAUUUCCACACUGUUCCCAAUUGAUUUGAAAAUCUAAAGAAUAAUGCUGACUCAAAUUACUCGGAUAGGAUAUCCAGGGGAUUGACGAAAUCAUCCACUUGUCCAUCCAGCCAUGUAAGGUUCACAUCUAAAUUCAACUCGGACUCGGAUCUAAUGACCUUAUAGUUUUUCUGCUUUACUGCGCUUUUGUCACGAUUUUUUCUUCGUACAUGGUCUAUGUUGUUGCUCCAAAAUCCGGCAGGACGAACCCACUUGUUUAUAUCUCGAUCUGCUCUUUAGUCGGGUCUAUAUCGGUCAUGGCAGUAAAAGCCUUUUCGAUUGCUGUCAGGCUCACAGUCAAGGGAGAGAAUCAAUUCUCGCAUCCUUCAACCUACGCCUUUCUAGUCGUUCUUGUCGUAUCCACCUUGACACAAAUGAAUUAUCUUAACAAGGCAAUGGACAUGUUUCCAGCAUCACUGUUUGUUUCCCCUUCUAAUAUCGACGGACGUUAAAUGAUUCUGUACUAACUGGCGUCCAGCAUCAAUGCUAUGUAUUAUGUUGUGUUCACAACUUGCACUCUCUGCGCUUCGUUCAUCCUUUAUGGCGGCUUCAACACAUCAGAAGCCAUGACGACACUUUCCCUAGUCUGCGGGUUUCUUCUCAAUUUCUUCGGCAUCGCGUUGUUGACGCUCUCCAAAACAGAUUCUCGCUCAGAUGAAUACACGCUGGGCGGGGGCAGCGAUGGAAAUAACAAUUUUCCCCUGAGUCCGAUGGCUAGUCCUAUCGAAUUGAGGAACUUGGGAUAUGGCCGGGUGUCUACCGCGAGGAGAGAUGAGUUCAAUCGAGACAGCGAGGAGGGCUAUAGACACAGAAGUGCUAGUAUUCGCUGA